CAUGCGGGGUGAUGGCCCGGUGUGUCGCCUCCGCCGCCGCCGCCUCAGCAACAGGAACCCAGUCGCCGCUGGGUCGCCGGCCACCCGCGCGCUGGCUCGGCCGGGACCGCAGCCAUGGAGGAUUUCAUCGUGAUCUCGGACGACAGCGGCUCCGAGAGCUCCGAGGGGACCCGCUCGGGCCGGGCGCGGCGGCUCCGCCGGCCCCUGUCCAGGACCCCCGGCGCGCUGGCCCGGCGGACUGUGGACGUCAUUGACUUAACGAGAGAAACCAGACCAAGGGCAAAAGAUCGCAAUGGACUCUGUAUAAUUGACCUGACAGGGACUGAGGAAGAAAAUAGACCUAUUGCCACUCUUGAUUUGACUCAAGAAGCUGUGGCUCCCUCCCAGAAGGUGCCAGCCAGUCUUCAAACAUGUGCCAGCCUCUCCAGCAAAGAGGUGAUGGAAGGACGGGUGGACAGAAGCUCCUGGCCCACAGCAAGGAGAGUCAUUAACAGUGAUCCUGUGGAUGUGGACCUUUUGGAAGAAACCAUAUUUGAAGGUCCCCAACCCCCUACAUCCGUCAGUGGGGACUCUGUUUAUCCAGCAGAGCCAAACUGUAGCUCAACCACAUUCAAAGGUGGCCUCGGCUUUUUGGCCAGCCUAAACAGAACAUCUUCAGAUGUUCACUCCCUUUCCCCAACAAGCAAUAAUGAGAACAGCAGCAAUCGGAGGGCACCCUUGCCAUGCCCACAGCAAGAUGUGCCUUGCCCACCACAAGCCUUGCCAUGCCCACCGCGAGCCUCCUCAUGCCCGCCACGAGCCUUGUCAUGCUCAUCACAAACUGUGCAGUGCCCACUACAAGCUUUGCCUCACCUGCCUCAAAAAGUGCCAUGCCCUUCUCAAGAUGCGUCAUGCCCUCAGAAAAAUAUCCCAAGCCCAUCUCAAGACUCAUCAUGGCAUCCUCAACACUCGCCAAGGCCACCUCAAGACUCACUCUGCCCACCUCUGGGCCUACCUCAAGAUGUACCAGGCCCAUCUCAAAACAUGUCAUAUCCACAAGGUGUGGCACACUUUCAGAACAUAGCACAGUCACAGGGAGACAUGUCACUGUCAGCUGCAGACGUGUCACAGUCUCCAGGAAACGUGUCACCGUCUCCAGGAAACGUGUCACAGUCAUCAGGAGACGUGUCACGGUUACCAGGAGACAUACCUCAGUCAACAAAAGAUAUGCCUCAGUCAUCAGGAGAUGUGCCACAGCCACCUAGAGAUGUGCCACAGCCACCAAGGGAUGUGCCAUGGUCACCAAGAGAUGUGCCACGGUCACCAAGAGAUGUGCCACAGUCCCCUAGAGAAGUCCCACACUUACCAAGAGAAGUGCUUCGUUCACCUGGAGACAGGCCUCACAUGCCAGGAGACUCGACACACUCACUUGGAGACUUGCUUCACUUACCACGAGACAGGUCUGACUGUUCCCGAAAUGAUAUGGAGAACCCUGACCCCGCUAUGGAUGUCUCAGCUCCACCCUCUCUGAGCUGCACACCCAGGACACUGUCUCCACAGUCUGAAACUUCCUCAGAGAAAGUUCCUUGGCUCUUUGCCACAAAAACCCCAGCCAGAAAAGAGACAUCCCUGUCAGAGCCUGCCAUCCCCGGGUCUGGCCAGGUGCAAGCCCGAACCCCACAAGGUACCCACAGUUUGUACAACAAACCAUGCCUGCACCGACUGAAGUACUUCUUACGGCCUCCCGUUCAUCACCUCUUCUUCCAGACGCUAGUACCCGAUAGAGACACCAGAGAGAGCAAGGGUCAAAAAUUAGAACCCAUCCCUCAUCGAAGACUAAGAAUGGUAGCAAAUACCAUUGAAGAAAAUUUUCCCCUGGGGACUGUGCAGUUUUUGAUGGACUUUGUGUCACCCGAGCAUUACCCACCCAGAGAAAUUGUGUCUCACAUCAUCCAGAAAAUCCUGCUCAGUGACUCUGAGGCUGUGGAUAUCCUAAAGGAGGCCUACAUGCUUCUCAUGAAAAUUCAACAGCUACAUCCAGCUAAUGCCAAGACAGUGGAAUGGGACUGGAAGCUGCUCACUUAUGUCAUGGAGGAAAAGGGACAGCAUCUGCCUGGACGACUCCUGUUUCUGCGCUACGUAGUCCAGACCCUGGAAGAUGACUUCCAGCAGAUACUGAGGAAGCAGCGACAGCACCUGCAGCAAUCCAUUGCAAGCACCAUGCUGUCCUGUGACAGGCAGCCCCACAAUGUCAGGGAUGUGAUCAAGUGGUUGGUCAAAGUGGUAACUGAAGACGGAUUACCUCAGCCCCCCAAUGGGAAUCAGACCUCUUCACGAACAGGAACCUUGAAGGCUAGCAGUAGCUACCCUUGUCCCCAGCCAAACCUGACAAAGAACACCACUCAGCUGGUUGUCUGCCAGCUGCAGAGGAUGCUGUCCAUCGCUGUGGAGGUAGACAGGACCCCCACCUGCAGCUCCAAUAAGAUCGCUGAGAUGAUGUUUGGCUUCGUGCUGGACAUUCCCGAGAGGAGUCAGAGAGAGAUGUUCUUUACCACCAUGGAGAGCCACCUCCUGCGCUGCAAGGUGCUGGAGAUCAUAUUCCUCCACAGCUGCGAGACGCCCACCCGCCUGCCCCUGUCUCUGGCCCAGACCCUCUAUUUUCUGAACAAUUCCACGUCACUGCUCAAGUGUCAGUCAGAUAAAACCCAGUGGCAGACAUGGGACGAGCUGGUUGAGCACCUACAGUUUCUGUUAUCCAGUUAUCAGCAUGUUUUAAGAGCGUUAGGUUGUGUAGAUAAGCGAGAGUCGUCAUAACAGGAAGCGGUCAAUGAUGACCUGAUGAGCCCUGCCUGGCACCUUCCCCUGGCCCAUCGCUGCAACAUCUUUGGUGGGGUGACUGCUGCUGACUGGACACUGCACACACCUGUCGGUAUGAUGCAAACACACAGCAAAUCAGUGGCAAGGUGGAAAUGGACAUCCUACAAAAUUUAAACAGAUUAGAUAAUAAAAUUGUAUUACUAUUAAAUUUCCUAUUUUUGAUAAUUAUCCUGGCUUAUGAAAGUAAAUGUUCUUGACCUUGGGAAAUCCACACUGAAGUACUGAGGGUUAGAGGGGCGCAGUGUCUGCAACUUAUUCCCAAACAGGAAGGGGGAAAGUGUGUAAAUAAAAUUUACCUGCCGUGAUCACAUUGCAGUUGAUUUUAGCUCAGUAAUGGCACUUGGGGAGGUCACAUAGCCCUUACACCCUCUCGGGCCUACAACUGAGGAAGCUGUUGUAGGGACAUUAAAAAAAAAAAAGCACUCGAUUUAAGACAGAAUGUCGCAGCUUAAAUCCCCACCUCAGCACUUAACUCUGCGUUGGGCAGCUAACUCUGCCUCUAGGCCUCGGUUUCUUCCUUCUGUCAAAUGGGGAUGGUGUUAUCUAACCUGUCAGGGCUGGCUGCAAAUGGGUGUGAGGAAAAAGCAGUCAGCACUCAUUCAGGAGCGGGCUGUGAGGCCUUCCCUGUUUCAGGCUCUUGUAACUAAAACUUAACAGGGUGCAUGGUCAAGGCCACAAUUCUGUGGUUGUACAGCUUGUGCAUUUUUUAGCAUGAAUGGCUUCCUAGGACAAAGCCCCAAAGGCAAAUUCCAUGUGUCUUUAGCCUCACUGAGGCUUAUGUAAUUGUUUCUUCUGGAACCGUAGCACAAAGUUGAAUAUUAAAGCAGCUGGUUUUUUAUUUAAAGUUCACCUUUAACACUUCUUGUUCAUUUCUGUUUUGCUUCCCAGGGACUAUGCCUGGGUUAUGGGCAAUAGUGAGUUAACAUGGACAUGGGAUCCGGUUUUAUUCUUAUGCUUCAAAUAUUCUUAUGCUUAAGAAUAAGGGUGAGGAGGGCCGGCAGA
Molecule: messenger RNA, 3858 nt
Organism: Hipposideros armiger (great roundleaf bat)
Lineage: Eukaryota; Metazoa; Chordata; Mammalia; Chiroptera; Hipposideridae
Gene: SIMC1
Product: SUMO interacting motifs containing 1
Exons: 10
Coding region: 115-2793 (892 amino acids)
Molecular function (GO): SUMO polymer binding
Source: RefSeq, a predicted model, not a curated record